This is a messenger RNA of Anopheles marshallii, 3801 nucleotides long. RefSeq lists its product as uncharacterized. The coding region runs from base 1 to 3801 and encodes 1266 amino acids. The transcript has 6 exons. Lineage: Eukaryota; Metazoa; Arthropoda; Insecta; Diptera; Culicidae. The record is from RefSeq and is a predicted model, not a curated record.
AUGCACGUGGUGCUGUUGGUGAAUCUGGAAACGAAGCGCAAGAAACAUGCGUCCUUCUUCAAGGCCAUCGCAACCGGCGAUACGAAGCUACUGAUCAUGACGGACGCACUCAAGAUGACCGACAUGCAGCAGCGGGCCAGCAUCGAGUACGAGCGGCAGCGCCACCUGGCGAACUGGUUGAUCGAGUCGAGCCCGCACAUGCCGAAACCGACCGCCGCCCAGCAAAAGCAGCUCCAGCAACACCAGCAGCAACUGCAGCAACAGCAGCUGCAACAACUGGCCGGCGGUGCCAUUACCACCAAACAGUCCAAAGCGGCAGGGAAGCUGAAGCAAAGUCCCAUGUUUCUGCUGGCAAAGAUUGGCCACAACAUGAACCUGGCCGUGGGUGGAGGCGGUACGGGCGGGGGUGGCGGUACCGGUGGAGGAGUAACCCCAGCGGGGAAUUCGCUCGUUGCCGGUUCCACCUUCAACUCCCAGACGAACCUCCCGCUACAGAUCCUGUCCCCGGGUGGUGGCCGCGAAGGGAACAAACCGAAGCUGCGGCGCUUCAACUCGCACGACACCAGCGCCAACAUGUUCUCGGUGGCGGAGUUUGAGAACGCACGGAUGGCGCGGCGCAACGAGCUGGAAAGUGCGGCCCUGCUGCGUCAAAAGGCUCGCUACAAGCUCAACUCACUGUCCUCUGUUGGAGGUGGCGGUGGAGGAGGAGGGGGAGGAGGAGGAGGAGGGGGAGGAGACUGUUCAACGGGGGAAAGCAAGGGUUCGAAGCUGAGCUCCAGCGAGUCCAGCACCGAGCCACUGUUCGCGGAACAGUUUCUCGAGCGAUUCUCAUUGCCCCGCGUCAUCCGCCUGUCGUACACGUCGUCGUCCACCUCGCCGAUGCCCGGUGGUGGCCAUCAAGGUGAUCAAACGAUGACCUCGUCCAGUUCGGCAGAAUCGAGCAGUACGGCCGAACGGCCGAGCAGCGGCUCGAAAGCAUCCAAGUCGAAAAAGGGCAAGGGUUCGGGCACGAUCGGGGGCGAUCUGUUUCUGCUGUACCGGUACAUGCGCAGCUACCGGAGCUACCACGUGUUCAACACCAAGGCGGGAACCAGCCGGAAGAAGGGCUACAAGAUACCGCACGAUUUCCCCGGUUACUUCUCCUUCAUCAGCGACAAGGGCGCACCGACGGCAACCGUGUACACGACGAUCGUCCAGCUGGUCCGGGACCAAGUGUACAAGUUCCUGUCGCUGGACAACCUUUCCGCGUACACCGAAUCACACGAUAACUUUAGCCACAAAACGCACUACGUGAAGGCGACGGCCAAGGCGGGCCAGGUGUACCGACUGCUGGCGGUGUUCCAGGACGGAGAUCACAAAUCGGCCACCUCGCCCUCUAGUCACAAGGAUGCGUCGGCGGCUGGCAGCGGUAACGUGGGAGGGCGGGAGAAGGAACGGGGCAAGUACGCGCAGCUGUUGGAUGACAAUCGUCAGAUCUUCUACGUAUCGCUAUCCGCCAAAGGAAAGUUCUACGAGAUCGAGCAGCAUAGUGCUCCGGUACUGCAGAAGUACACCAACUUUGGCAACCACCAUCAGCUGCACAGUCUCAACGGGAACAACACGAGCAGCAGUAGCGUGGGGACGAACGGGAACCAACCGACCCAACAGCAACGAAAACCGAAACAGUUGAGCCGGGACUGUGUGCAUCGGAUCGGGUUCAUUAUGCAGUCGGAACCGUGUCUACCGCUGAACCUGAAGCUCAUCUCACCGCAGACGGGUGCAAACUCCUCCACCGUACCUGAGUACGUGACGAUCGCAAAGAUCAGCGAGGAGAACUUCCUGAUCGCGUGCCCGCUGGAUGAGCAACAGCUAACGACGACACUGACGCUAACCAAGCUGCACCUAACGCCCCAGAUGAAGUUCGCCAAAUGUACGAUGGGUUUCGAGAACGAGCAGCACAUGUUCCUGAACGCGAACGUCCAGACCGUGCUGAAGUUUUGCCAGUUCAACUGCGACAACUUCCUCCGGGUAGUGGACCACGAAACGAACGCAAUCGAGCUGCAGCAAAUGACGGCACUGUCGAUUGGACAGCAGCAGCAAACACUAACCUUAGCGUCAAACACCACGACCACGACCGGUCCGAGUUCCCUUGGUUCGAGUGCGAGCGGUGGUGGUGGGAAGCACGAAUCCAAGGGUGGUUCCGAGGUGCUUCGAAGGUUUGGCCGCCUGUUCGGUGGGGGUUCGGGUGGUGGUAACGAUCGGAACGGGUCCGGCCAUGAGAAGGAAGAUUCCAUCAUAUUUUUAAGUAAAAAUGAUCUGGAAAGUCUCGAAUGCGGUGGUCGAGAGCUGGGCGGAAUGGACGAUCAUCAUCAUCCUUCGCUGCACCAAACACAACACCACCACCACCACCACAGCCUGGUGGAUGAUCGAACGCUCGGAGGACGAUCGGAGAGUGCGGCGGAACCUCACUCACUCCCAAUGGCAAGCUACCGGAGCGAGAAGAUGAAAGUGUUUGCUUCACCGAACGGUAAGAGCAAGAAUGCCACGGCGACGUCGGCCACUACUUCCUCUUCUAGCCGAUGGUUCCGUGGGUUCGGUAGCCGAUCGAGUGCGAAUGAAUCCGUAUCGGCGGAUGAUGAGUGGGACAAACGGACGAGCCUUGACCGGUACCGGGACAUGUCGAAGUUGAUCCAGGAGCGGUUCGGUACCCUCGGUAUGCUUUCGCUCUCGUCCCGUGCGGCCAGUACCGAUCGGAUCGGUACCUUCGACGAUGGUACGAUCGUAAGCCACGAUCCGGGUUCCUCCGUCGCUAGCGUCGGUGCCCGGGAAAAGUGUCUCUCACUGCAGCACAUCGAGCAGAAGAGUAAACCGGACCUGGUGCCACCGCACCAUCAUGUGGCCACCAGCGGUGACGAAGCGAUGCGACGCCCGCUGGAUGAUGACGAUGACAAUGGUAGCGUCCUCACCGCAUCCGAGCUCGGAGACACCAUAUUCUUCCCGCUGCGCCACAGCACCAACCAACAAUCGUUCAUGACGCAGAAGCUGUACAGCGAGUUCCACGUGAAGACGAAGCAGUACAGCAAAUCAUCGUCCAGCAUCCAGCAGCUGCUCCACCUAGCCGGCAAUGGCAAUCGGUCCGGCGGCAGUGAGCUACCGGGAAGCAAAAAGAGCGCCCUGAAGAAUCGAUUCCGUAGCGGUGGAACGAAUCAUGAUCGUAAUCAUGGUAGUAGCGGUGAGGUGGUGCUUUCGUUCGAGGAUCUUCGCUACAUGAACAGCGUGUGUGAUGAGGCGGAGGAACGGAUGACAUCCCCGUCCCGCCCGGCAUCGAUGGUGGUGAUGAAGGAGAAGCGCCCGAAGACGGUUUCCCUGCGGGAACCAUCAACGGCAGCGAGCGAGCGGACGAUUCUGGACGAUCUGCCGUACAGCAGUGUGCGGGACUCGAUCGUGCUGCAGGCGGGCGAUUCCGACCAGGACAGUAGCAGCUCCGUACCGGCGGAGAGCAUUUAUGCGGAAAUCUGUACCGAGCAUGCGGCGGCCAACGGUGCUACCAGUCCAACGCCACCAUUACCACAGAAACCGAAACCGGCACACCAACAACCGGAGAAACGGUUCGUCAGCAUCCGGAUCAACGUACCACCGUGCGAUAGUGUGGCCGCCGGGUCGGUGUGUUUAAAUCCGGCCGGUGCAAAUACUAAUACUACCAACAACACCACCACCACAAGCAGCACCGCUACCAGUAGCAGCUGCAGCAACACCAGCAGCCGCUGCUCGUCGGCCGUUUCUAGUCCGAUCGAAGACAACAUUUACAACACGAUCAAAUGA